Molecule: messenger RNA, 3405 nt
Organism: Calidris pugnax (ruff)
Lineage: Eukaryota; Metazoa; Chordata; Aves; Charadriiformes; Scolopacidae
Gene: PDZD7
Product: PDZ domain containing 7
Exons: 18
Coding region: 213-3008 (931 amino acids)
Biological process (GO): sensory perception of sound; auditory receptor cell stereocilium organization
Cellular component (GO): stereocilia ankle link complex; cilium; stereocilium tip
Molecular function (GO): protein binding
Source: RefSeq, a predicted model, not a curated record
CUGCCACUGCACCCGGGACCCCUCCUGCCAUCUCCAAGCACCCACUCCAGCCUGUCUCAGCAUCGCGCUGCUAAGAGGGAGCGGUGCCCCAGCCCGGGCAUGUGCUGCUGGACUAUGCCAUGUCCCCCCCCGGCCGGUGGGCAGCCCCAGCCCCGUGAGGACGCUGCCAACCCGGAGCCGGAUACCGGGACAGCGGGGUGCCCAGCACCGCCAUGGCCCAGGGCUGGGACGCAGGGCUGUCGGGGAUGACGACGGGCAGUCGGUCGCGGAGCUCCAGCAGCGAGGCCAGCCUGGCCCCCCGUUGCCUCCUCAGCAAGCAGAGCCGCCUGCUCAACGGGACCACCCGGGUCGGCCGUGCCACGUCCCCCAUGGGCCGCGUCAUCCUCAUCAACACCCCCAUCGAAGCCAGCAGCAAUGAGAGCGACAUCAUCAAUGCCAUCACGGUGGAGAAGAGCAUGGAUGGCAAGCUGGGCUUCAGCGUCCGGGGUGGCUCCGAGCAUGGGUUGGGCAUCUUCGUCAGCAAGGUGGAGGAAGGCAGCGCUGCCGAGCAGGCCGGGCUGUGUGUUGGUGACAAGAUCACGGAGGUGAACAGCGUGAGCCUGGAGAACAUCACCAUGAGCAGCGCCGUCAAGGUCCUCACUGGCAACAACCGCCUCCGCAUGGUGGUCCGGAGGAUGGGCCGCGUGCCGGGCAUCAAGUUCUCCAAGGAGAAGACGGCAUGGGUGGACGUGGUGAACAGGCGCCUGGUGGUGGAGAAGAGCGGCUCGACGCCGUCGGAGAGCGGCUCCGAGGACGGGCUGCGGCGCAUCGUCCACCUCUACACCACCUCCGACGACUACUGCCUGGGCUUCAACAUCCGCGGCGGCAGGGAGUUCGGCCUCGGCAUCUAUGUCUCCAAGGUGGACCCGGGGGGCCUGGCGGAGCAGAACGGCAUUCGGGUGGGAGACCAAGUCCUUGCAGCCAACGGAGUCAAGUUUGAAGACAUAAGCCAUAGCAAGGCAGUGGAGGUGCUCAAGGGGCAGACCCACAUCAUGCUAACCAUCAAGGAGACCGGCCGGUUCCCUGCCUACAAGGAGAUGGUGGCCGAGUACUGCUGGCUCAGUCGCUUGACCAACGGGCAGCUGCAGCAACUCUCCCAAGCUUCGGAGACCAGCUCCUCCAUCUCCUCCUAUUCCUCGGGGCCAGCACCCGGGGCGGUGAACGGGCUCGGCGCGGCCACCUCGGGACCCCCCACCCGCACCGUGGACGUGGCCAUCUCCACGGAGGACGGGCCCCGGCGGGGCUGGGGGCGGGAGCGUGCCGAGAGGGCCAUGCAGACCGAACCGGCCGCCGAGGGGCUGCCGGAGACGCGCCGUACGGUGCGGCCCCCCGAGCUGCUGCGGGACACGGCCAUCCGGGGCCAGGGAGGGACCCGCGAGCCCCCCGGCACCCACCCGCGCCGGGCCUUCACCCACUCGCCCAAGACGGCGCUGCUGCUGGCGCUGAGCCGGCCCCGGCAGCCCAUCACACGCUCCCAGAGCGACCUCACCGUCGCCGAGGAGAAGCGGAAAAAGGAGAAGCCGGAGGUCCAAGGGGCACGGGGGGCUCCCCCGGGGCUGCACCGCUCCAAGACCCUCGUCAACCUCUUCUUCAAGGGGGGCCGUGCCACCAGCCAGAGCUGGGCCCCCCCCAGCCAGGAGCCCCCCACCUCCGACCGCCGGGCACGGGCCAAGUCCCCAGGGCGCCCUGAUGGGGACAGAGUAGGUGCUGUGCAGAAGUUUGUCAUCCGGAGCCUGAAGCGGGAGAAAAGCCGGCGUGCCAGCAUCCUGGGCCCCGCGGGCAUCGCUGCCCUGCAGCCCAGCAGCAGCAGCGACCCCGAGUCCCGGCUGCCCCACAUCCAGGACACUGCCGCACGCCUCCUCAGCCCCGACGAGGUGACGGCCGUGCUCCGACACUGCUCCCGGUACCUGCACGAGGGCAGCGUGGAGGAUUUGGUGCGGCCGCUGCUGGCCAUCCUGGACCGGCCAGAGAAGGUCCUGCUGCUGCGGGAUGUGAGGAGCGUGGUGGCCCCCACGGACCUGGGCCGGUUUGACAGCAUGGUGAUGCCCCUGGAGCUGGAAGCCUUCGACGCCCUGAAGAGCCGCUCAGUGCGCUCGCCUGCCCUCCGCCCAGCCCACCAUGAUGUCCCCCCCAAGAGACACCUCAUCACACCAGUGCCUGACUAUCGAGGGGGGUUCCUGCUGAAGCCGGCGGGGGCCCCAGAGCCGGAGGAAGCCGGGGGGCUGCAGGCGAGCCCGGCCCGGCCCCCAGCCCCCCCCCGCCCCCCCCCGCCUCCCCCCAUUCGCUCUCUGGAGGGCAGGAGAAAAGCCUUCUCCACCUGUGCUUCCCACCUGACGGUCGUCAUCAUGUUUUUUGGGGCAAUCUUGUUCAUGUACCUACGCCCCAGCUCCACCUACGCGUUGGGACCCCCCGCCAGCCCCCGACCCCCCAACUGGCUGCUGGCCGAGCCCCCCUCGGCCGAGGGGCGCGGGCGCUCACGGAGCCCCCGGCCCACCUGGCACAAGGAGCCCCCCGGGUCUGUGCCCGACGGAGGGGCUGACGUGCUGGGGAAGCCCCGGCGGGCACGGCCCCCCCUUGCACCCCUAUUUGGGGGGCCAGGGGGUGAGGCGGGGGCUGGGAUGACCAUCAAUGGCCCUGGGGAUGCCGGCAGGGAGGAAGAGGAGGAGGAGGAGUACCGGCUGCUCACCGUCACCCUCUCCAAGCUGAAGCACUCGCUGGGGAUCAGCAUCUCCGGUGGCAUCGAGUCGAGGGCACAGCCGGUGGUGAAGAUCGAGAAGAUCUUCCCUGGAGGAGCUGCCUUCCUCAGCGGCGUCCUCAAGGCUGGGCAGGAGCUGGUGUCAGUGGAUGGAGAGAGCCUGCAGAACGUCACCCACCAGCGGGCCGUGGACAUCAUCCGCCAGGCCUACCGCAACAAAGCCAAGGAGCCCAUGGAGCUGGUGGUGCGGGUGGUUGGAGCCCCCCCGGAGUGAUGCUGCACACCCCCCACCCCUGCACUUUGAUGAGCCAUCCCGCCUCCAGGAAGGAGAUGGCUGGCUCAUUCCUGCACCGAGCUGUGACCGGUCUCAGCACAGGCAAAGGGCACAAGAGCCAGAGCUGCCCCACGGGCACAGAGGAGCUGCCCUCAAGCAGCAGGACUCAAGGCCGGGGUUAGGGGUGGGGGGGCAAUGCUGAUGAGGCAAGAGGGGGACAGGCAGCCCCCAACCCUGCUCUGGACAGACAGACAGACACAGCCUUGAGAAAAAAAAGAAAAAAAAAAAACAGCCAGGGGCUUGUUUUUACUGGGCGAUUCCGGGUGGUACAAGGGAAUGGGAUGCGACUGAAAUAAAGUACAAAAAUCCCCCUCCGGAGUUGGGGGCGACCAAGCCA